This is a messenger RNA of Oncorhynchus nerka (sockeye salmon), 4805 nucleotides long. Its product is annotated as E3 SUMO-protein ligase PIAS2-like. The transcript is spliced from 14 exons. The record is from RefSeq and is a predicted model, not a curated record. Gene Ontology annotation, molecular function: transcription coregulator activity; zinc ion binding; SUMO ligase activity. Lineage: Eukaryota; Metazoa; Chordata; Actinopteri; Salmoniformes; Salmonidae. The coding region runs from base 162 to 2078 and encodes 638 amino acids. Gene Ontology annotation, cellular component: chromatin. Gene Ontology annotation, biological process: protein sumoylation; regulation of transcription by RNA polymerase II.
CAAGACACAUUCCGCAGCCAGACACACAUGUCACGUGACGGGGAGGUCAAUGAUCCUGACAAGAAAAAUGGCGGAAUUUGAGGAGCUACGGAUGCUUAGCGGUCACAUAUAAUAAGGACACACGUAGGAGCGAUCAAGCAUGGACCGUAUAAUGAAGGAGCAUGGUGUCAAGUUUCAGAGUGUCAGAGCUACAAGUGUUACUGGGCUUCGCUGGGCGUAACAAGAGUGGUCCCAAGCACGAGCUCCUUCUGAGGGUCUUGCACCUCCUGAAGAACUCCUCCUGCAGUCCGGCCGUCCAGAUCAAAAUCAAGGAACUUUAUCGACGCCGCUAUCCCAGGACGAUAGACACUUGUCUUACCGACUUGGCUUUAAUUAAGUCUGCGUUCUCCACGGCAGCGGAAGGCGGUGAUGUUACCGUGGUAACCUCUGACCUCAGUGACCUGUCCCCUGACGGCGCCAGUGUCUCCCGGGACUUUGACCUGGCGUCCGAUUCGCCGCUCCUCUCUGGUGAUUCGCUGCUGCUCCACGAGGAGACCAAUAAGGAGCUGAGGAUGAACCUCCAGCAGCCCGCCCCUCUCAUCCCUCCGGUCCACCCAGACGUCCAGAUGAAGUCUCUCCCGUUCUACGACAUGUUGGACAUCCUCGUUAAACCCUCCAGCCUGGGUCAGUGUCUCUCUGGAACCAGCACUGUUCAGAGAUACCACCAAGAGAAAUACUUCAUCUUCGCCUUGACACCUCAACAAGUCAGAGAGGUGUGCAUUUCAAGGGACUUCCUACCAGGUGGCAGAAGGGACUACAUGGUUCAGAUACAACUGAGGUUUUGUCUGUCAGAAACAAGUUGUCCCCAAGAAGACAACUACCCCAACAGUCUCUGUAUUAAAGUGAAUGGGAAGCUCUUCCCCUUGCCGGGUUAUGCCCCGCCCCCUAAAAAUGGAGUGGAACAGAAGAGACCGGGAAGACCUCUAAAUAUCACCUCAUUGGUCAGAUUGUCCUCUGCCGUACCCAAUCAGAUCUCUGUAACGUGGGCAGCCGAAAUUGGAAAGACGUACUCCAUGUCGGUGUACCUGGUGAGACAGGUCACCUCACCUCUACUGCUGCAGAGGCUCAGGAUGAAGGGCAUCAGAAACCCAGACCACUCCAGAGCGCUGAUAAAAGAGAAGCUGACAGCAGACCCCGAUAGUGAGAUUGCCACAACCAGCCUGAGGGUGUCGCUCAUGUGCCCCCUUGGUAAAAUGCGUCUGACUGUGCCGUGUCGAGCUGUCACCUGUUCCCACCUGCAGUGUUUUGACGCAGCCCUCUACCUGCAGAUGAAUGAGAAGAAACCCACCUGGGUCUGUCCUGUCUGUGACAAGAAGGCCCCCUACGAGAGCCUCAUCAUCGAUGGGUUGUUCAUGGAGAUUCUGAACGACUGUUCCGAUGUGGAUGAGAUCAAGUUCCAGGAGGAUGGGACCUGGUGCCCCAUCAGACCAAGGAAAGAGGCCCUCAGUGUGUCCUCAACCUGUAUCCCCAAAAUAGAACCGCGUCUAUGUGCCGUGGUCCCCUCCCACAGCGAGCUCAGCUCAACCAAUAAGAAGGCAGACGUGAUCGACCUGACCCUGGAGAGCUCAUCAGAGGAGGAGGAGGAGGAAGAGGAGCCUGAUCCGCCACUGAAGAAGAGAUGCCUCUACAUGUCCAAGACAGAGGAGGUUCACGCCAAGGGAGUGUUGACGUAUCAGCCAUCCACGGGGCGCCUCCCAAAUGCCCUGGACACGCCAUACCUGAUGUCUUCACUAGCAGACUAUACAGUCCCCUUCCACCACUCCACCCUGUCCACCAUCCCUACAGACAUGCAGAGUCUGGAUCUGUUCUCGCUGAUCCAAGGUGACCCGCAGCAUUACAGAGCUCCCAUGUUCCUGGAUAACCUGACCAGCAGCCUGCAGGGUGCCACCACUAGCGCCGGCCUGGUGUCCUCUUCUAGCCAAUACGACACCAGUUCCCACCACACCACUGCCUCUUCAUCCUCCCAUGAGACUGGGGUUAUCACUGGGGGAGGAGGAGGAGGGUCCAACAUCAUCUCAGACAUCAUCUCAUUGGACUGAUCUUCUGGUCCCUGAGAGCUCAUUGGACUAAGCCUCUGGUCCCUGAGAGCUCAUUGGACUAAGCCUCCGAGGACUGAGGUAGUGCACUAUACAGGGAAUAUCGUGCCAUUUUGGACCUGGACGAUGUCCACAGGCCACCAUGGGACAGGGAGAUCCCAGAGCUAGGCUAACUUGUCUCCUUUCCUUUGUUUGUCUGCCAGUGAAGUUAGGACACAUUUGCUUUUUUCCCCCUACCGUGCUGAUUGAAGGAAAGGAAAACUAGGAGAGGAAGCCAUUUUUAGAUAGUUGAGACUGUUGGACCCGUAGUCUUUUCUCAAUUGGAUUUGCUCAGCUCCUACGUCCUCUCCCGCCUCCUUUUGAAAAAAAGGUCAAAGGUGAUUGGAGGAGAGGCGGCUAGGAGAAUGAAUGUGGGUGAAAAUGUGAUUGUAUGAAAUGACGUUUCUAGGUUGGAUCCCAAAACGUGGGCAUAAAAACGAAUGAAGAUAGUUGUGGAAGACAUUUUUUUUUUUUUAUAGCUACAACGAUAGAUUUUAAACAUGUUCAUGCUUUUUCUCAGACGACAAAACGAAAGCUGAUUUAAGGGGGGGGGCAGGUUUCAGUAGUCUUCCAUGAAGGACUCCGGUAGGAUACACAUGACCUUCCUCGAGGUAAAGGUGACUAUCAAGGAGAGGAGGGAAACUCUUCCGUUCAGCUACUAACGAAUUGACAUAUCCUUGACCACUCAUCGGUUUCCGGGUCACAGAGGAGAGAGGACGGACGGACCCCCCCCCUAUUUUGACUGAGUUGGCCUCACCCCACACAUAUUCUGACCUUUGGAAGAGAAGGGGAUUUUACCAGUCUGUUCUUCACAUUUGUUUUUAAUUGGAUGAGUUGACAUGGAAGCAUUCCACAGGAAGUGGGACAAUGGGGGGCGGGGUUUGUUUCCCCCUUCAGUCAGAGCAAUAAAUACUGAGUUUUCCAGAUCUACUGACUCUGUACACGGUUGAAAGUGUAUCUAAAACAUGGAACCAUUAGAAAUGAGAUAUUUGUGUGUGUGUGUGGGGGGGGGGGAUCCAUGAAUUGGAGGUACCAUUUUGUUUUUUGUACAAAUUAUCAAAAGUGAUACAAACUAGAGCGUUGAGUGUUUUAUAAAAUGCCAUCUUUCUCAGCAUUUGUUUUGUAUUUAGUUUGACCUUGUUGUGUAUGUACCAUCUAAUUAUUUUACCUUCUUGGGAGGAUCCCCUUUUGUUCUGUGUGUAAAAAUGUAUAUGAGUUAAUGUCCCCAAAUGGUUUCCGUCCCACGAGUCCCGACUUUUUGUUGGUUUGAAGGUUAAGCAGGAUGUUUUCAGGAUGUUUUCACACCGUUACACAGCUACAUGUUCACGGAACCAACUGUAAUGCGAAGUUGUCAAUUGAGCCUUUGUUGAACGUAGCAAAAAAAGCAAUCAGGGCCUGAAAUAGUGUAUUUUAUUUAAUGUACAAAACUCUAGAUAAAUUAGCUAAGGCAAUUAGUGCUGCAGUUUUUAAAGUGUAGAAUGAGAUGUUGGCCCUCAACCUUGUAUGAGUUGCUUAGGGAAAGGGGACCUACCCACUAAAAUGUUAGGAUUUACAUUCAUGUUAAUGUUUUAAAAUGGAACCUGAAGUAUUUUCCAAACUUAAAUUUAAGGGAAUAGAUAUUUAAUAUUUUAUUGUAGUUAAAGGAUGCUCCUCUUGUUUCGCUGUGGAUAAAGGAUGCUCCUCCUGUUUCGCUGUGGGUAAAGGAUGCUCCUCUGGUUUCUCUGUGGGUAAAGGAUGCUCCUCUUGUUUCGCUGUGGGUAAAGGAGACUCCUCUUGUUUCGCUGUGGGUAAAGGAUGCUCCUCUGGUUUCGCUGUGGGUAAAGGAUGCUCCUCUGGUUUCGCUGUGGGUAAAGGAUGCUCUUGUUUCGCUGUGGGUAAAGGAGACUCCUCUUGUUUCGCUGUGGGUAAAGGAUGCUCUUGUUUCGCUGUGCCAUCGUGAUGCAAGCAAACAAACAAACAAACAAACAAGGUGCUCAUUUUUUAUUUGCUGUCAGGAUCUCAGACUUAAAAGAAUAAAGCGGCAUUUUAAAAUUCCUGUAUCAGUCAACUUUCCCCCCUCAUACCGUUUCUAGUUAUAAUACAGUGUAUUGUUGUUGUUAUUGUUGUUUGGCUAUUUUUAUUUUAUACAUUUCCACAUUAGGGUGCUAUGAUCAUUAAAUUGCACUAGGAAGCAGCAGUCCAAUCACAGACGAUCACAGUUUAUCCAGGAAGUUGUCCAGGGUAGGGAUGCCUUCUUUGAGGCCUUUGCGUUUGCGGGUGUCUGCCACUACUUGCCAUGGCCGACUGGUCUCGUCGAAGGGGUCCCCGGGCAGGAUCUGCCAGUGGUCGAACACACACUGGGGGAAGGCCUGGCCACCUGUGUUGGAUCUCAGGUCCGCUGUGAAACCUAACGACAUCGGGGGGGGAUAAAAAUUAAAAUAUUCAUAAACAACCAGAGGUCUGUGUUGUUUUGUCAUGCUUAUCUGUAGCUAGUUGGUUGACUCCUAUUUCCUAUGUUACGUUCCUAUCCUGACCGAAUACAAUGUUUUACUUGUUAAAGAGCUAAUCCUUUUCAUAAAGGCUGUGAUUGUACCAGUAUAGUGAUAUUUUUUCCAUGGAAAACUCUUUGGUCCUUUAAAAAAAAAAAAAUUAAAAACCUGCUGUAUGUAAAAUAUUUUGUGAUAGUUUGGAAAAUAAAUACAUGUGACUGUA